CGUAGAGACAGCUUAUUGUCGGCGCGCCACAUAGAAUACACCGCUGUGGCAGAAAGGCAGCAGCUAUUAUCUGGCGCCUCGGCGACAGUCUAAUCCCUAUUAACAAUCACUGGGCCGGUGCUUGGCUAACGCUUGCUUAUUCAACUGAUUGUUGUUGACCUCUGCUAACUUCAGCGGUUAUCGCUAGCCACUUAGCCCAUUAUUUGGUGGGGCGUAUCUUCAGUUAACACAGUAGUAGCAGGCGCAAGUUGCAAUUACUAAGUUAGUGGUUUGAUUCUCGCGCUAAACUAAGCCGCCAGACAGGUAACACGAAAACGAGCUGGGGUAACGGGGGUGUUUCUACCCAGCUAUUAAAACGCUCUGUGUGGUGCUGAUUGCGGAUUUUGCUGGUGGAAAGAUCUCUUUUGCACAAUGUGUGCUCUAUGUUUGCGAGAGAGUUGAUCAAGGAGACGACGAUAACGAAGACAGUGGCGCUCCGUAUCAGACGUGCGUGAAUGUGGGCGAGACGGGUUAGAUUUAUUAUAGGUUUACUACCUGUCCUUUCGCUAACAAAUGGUACACAUAACUGGUCUAUGUACAUUGCUGGUUUAGAAUUUUAAUUGUAAUCUAGCUAACAUCGCCGCCAUUAGCUCGAGUACAGCAAUUGCGAUAGCUGGUCGAGCAACUCGAUGCGAUUUGAGUGGAGCACAACCUUGCGGAGAAGGCUGUUGUCGUAGUGAGAGUGUUGGUAAUCCUCGUUUAUGAUGAAUUUGCUCGUCUGUGGUGUCUCGAUAUAGAGUUAAUAGCGUAAUUGUGUCGCCGUUGUUGCUGAGCGGUUCCUGUUGACUGCCGUAAGCGAUCUCGUGAAUGCCACAACUAUUAUUAUCAACCCCUCUUGGCUCUCCAUCAACAACAAACACCAGCAGUGAACAAUGAAUGGCGGCGAGAAAGAUUCGCUGGAUGAUUCGGGCGUGGAUAAGUCGUCAAUGUUGUGGGAAAUGACUCGUUCACUAGACACGUUCGAGCUGUCCUCAUCGUCCCGUGAUACUCCCAACGUGGACAACGCCUCAGCUGGAGCAGCUUCUAUAGAUACUCACGGUGGCACCGCUACGCCUACCUCAAGUCUCGUGUCCGGGAGUGGAACAUCGGAGCACGGCGGAUCGAGUAACGCUGGUACAAUGGACAACAACCAGAUAAGGAAGUUGGUACCGUUUGACGAAGUUCCACUACUGCCAGGCGAAAAGCCCCCCUUAAAAAAUGCUCAAGACGUAUCCUACCUCUGCCCAUUCCACGAUCCGAUUCGCGGCACGAUCUACGUGACCAACUACAAGCUCUACUUCAAAAGUGUGGACCCUGCCUUCGUUCUCGACGUGCCUCUAGGAGUGAUCAGCCGAAUAGAAAAGAUCGGCUAUCACUCGUCGAAGCAGGAGAAUUCGUAUGGCAUUGAAGUGGUCUGUAAAGAUAUGCGUUCGCUGAAGUUUGCGCACAAACAGGAAGGUCACUCCAGACGCGACAUUUUCACCAAAAUGACGCAAUACGCAUUUCCUCUUUCAAACAACCUUGACUUUUUCGCCUUCGAGUACAAAGAGGACUUCCAGGAAAAUGGCUGGGCAGUUUACGACGCCGAGGCAGAGCUAAAACGACAGGGAUUACCAACUGAAACGUGGCGAAUUUGCAAUAAAAAUGCCGGGUACAGACUAUGUGACACAUACCCAGAGAUUUUCGGGGUACCCGCGCUUGCUGAUGACCCGAUGCUCGAGGUGGUGGCAGGCUUUCGUUCCCGAGGCAGACUUCCCGUUUUAUCAUGGAUUCAUCCAGAAACACAUGCCACGAUCACGCGAUGCGCACAGCCACUGGUUGGAGUGACUGGCAAGCGUUGUACGGAAGACGAGAAAUACCUGUCAUACAUUAUGGAAGCAAAUACUCAUUCGUCAAAAUUGUACAUCAUGGAUGCUCGGCCAUUAGUGAAUGCCGUUGCUAAUAAGGCCAUGGGCGGGGGCUACGAAAACGAGGAAGUUUAUAAAAAGAAUGCUGAAGUCAUGUUUCUUGAUAUACACAAUAUUCAUGUGAUGCGAGAAUCGUUACGGAAGUUAUCUGAAGUUUGUUUUCCAAACAUUGAGGACAACCAUUGGCUGUCGAACGUGGAAAAUACCCAUUGGCUCGACCAUAUCUGCUGUAUUCUUUCGGGGGCGAUCAAAAUAGUGCACAAAGUCGAAGGCAGCCGGUCAUCGGUUCUCGUCCAUUGUAGUGAUGGGUGGGACCGCACGUCACAGCUUACCUCACUUGCGAUGCUUCUUCUAGACCCUUACUAUCGAACUCUCAAAGGCUUCCAGGUGUUGAUUGAAAAAGAAUGGUGUUCGUUUGGUCACAUGUUCGAGACUCGAUACGGCCACGGGGUCGAUAAUUACUCCGAUUCGUAUCGUAGUCCCGUUUUUGUGCAGUUCAUCGACUGUACUUGGCAGGUGAUGAACCAGUUUCACAAUGCAUUUGAGUUUAACGAGAAUUUCCUCGUGACGAUUUUGGAUCAUCUGUACAGUAACCUCUUCGGAACGUUCCUUUAUAACAGCGAGAAGAUCCGUCUUGAGAAGAAUGCGAAAGCUCGAACAGAAUCCCUUUGGUCGAUGGUAAAUUCGAACGCCGAUUUGUACCUCAAUCCCUUGUAUACCCGUUACCCUCAACAGAGCGUCUUAUUCCCAGUGCCUUCCCAGCGCCGGAUUCGACUUUGGAAGACGUAUUAUUGCCGGUGGAACCCUCGGAUGCGAUCACAGCAGCUUCUGGUAACACGCGGAAUCGAACUUCUUGGGCUAAGGCGGACACUGCAGAAAACUGUAGAUGAAGCCAGACGUGAGGUGGCAAUCAACCAGGCUCGGAAGAAAGAUAAAGAGUCAACUUCUACGUGCGGAGUGACCCGAAGUGGAGGUGGCGGGGCUGAUGGUGCAAGCAGCUCAGGAGGAAGCAGCCCCGGAGGUCAGAGCAGCACCACUCAUCAACCAGUUAUGGUUUAGGGCACCUGAUAAAACUGAUUCCCUUACAUGUGGAAACUCAGAAUAAUAACAACAAUAAUAGAAAAAUUGCUGAAACCAUUUAGCACAAUAUCUAGAAGAUAUAGCAUGACCCGAGUAAUCGUCAUUAACCCGAGCAAACAGCCUUUUACGUUGCAGCCCACCGUGGAAAGAUGGAAGCAAUAGACCAUUUGUUAAUUUCUAGAUUCAAGGUUUUCUAUGGCGAAACCUCUAUUUAAAUUUUCAGUUAGAGCAGCGAACUUUAAUUUAGUAUAGCAGCCGCACUUCAUUUGAUAUAUCUUCUUCUAGGGCUCUUUAAGCUGUCUAGUAAUGGCUCACCGCAGCUAUAUAAUUUUAUGUAAAUAAUUCUUUUGGGAAUUUUUCCCGACACAUUCCCUUGAAAGCAUCUUCCACCACAGAAGAUGAAUCACAAGUAAAGAUUGGUUAUAUAAACAUAUUCAAAUCUAUAUUUACAAAAGUGA
Molecule: messenger RNA, 3463 nt
Organism: Varroa destructor (honeybee mite)
Lineage: Eukaryota; Metazoa; Arthropoda; Arachnida; Mesostigmata; Varroidae
Gene: mtm
Product: phosphatidylinositol-3-phosphate phosphatase
Biological process (GO): phosphatidylinositol dephosphorylation
Cellular component (GO): cytoplasm; membrane
Molecular function (GO): phosphatidylinositol-3,5-bisphosphate 3-phosphatase activity; phosphatidylinositol-3-phosphate phosphatase activity
Source: RefSeq, a predicted model, not a curated record